CAUUUAAUUUCUCGUGAGGCGUAAAUUACUAGUUUUUAUUACUCUGUUUGGAUUGAAGCGCUCGAAUCACUUGCUGGUCACAAUUUUACAAAACAUUUAGAAGUUUCUGGUGAAGCAAGUGAGAUCGACGUGACGUACUAAAAAUGGCGUUCAUUAAGGAGGAGAGCGAAGACAUUAAAAUUGAAGAGGCAUUUCAAGUGAAACAAGAAGAUGCUGAGGAACAAACAGGUCUGAUUUCACUAAAAGAGGAAGGUCCAGAACUCAAUGGAAUGGAAGAGAAAGAUGAGAAACAUCAUGAUUUCACAACUGAAGAAAAAUAUUUUAGUUGCUCACAGAAUGAAAAGACUUCCACACAAAAAACAGCUGAAAAGACAGGAGCUCGAAGUUAUUUCUCCUGCCAAGAGUGUGGAAAGAGUUUCAGUCAACAUAGAAACCUUGAAGUCCACAUGAGACUUCACACUGGAGAGAAACCUUUCAGCUGCCAACAGUGUGGAAAAAAAUUUACUCAAAAAGGAAGCCUCAAAGUCCACAUGAGAAUUCACACUGGAGAGAAGCCUUACACAUGCCAGCAGUGUGGAAAGAGUUUUACACAUAGAGGAACCCUUAAUGCUCAUAUGAGAACUCAUCCUGGAAAAAACCCUUUCAAUUGCACAGUCUGUGGAAAGAGCUUUUCACGAAAAGAGAGUCUUAAGACUCACAUGAGAAUUCACACUGGAGAGAGGCCGUUUGUAUGUGGUCAGUGUGGAAAGAGUUUCAGAUGUAAAAUAAGCCUUAAUUACCACAUGAGGAUUCACUCAAGAGAGAACAAUUUUAAAUGUUAUCAGUGUGGAAUGAGUUUUACAGACGGGAAUCACCUUAAGAAUCAUGUAAUAACUCACAUCGGAGAGAAGCCUUACAUGUGCCAUCACUGUGGAAAGAAUUGCUCAAACAAAACAAGCCUUGAGGUUCACACAAGGGUUCAUACUGGAGAGAGGCCUUUCACCUGCCCUCAGUGUGGGAAGAGUUUCACAGUUAAAGGAAACCUUCAGACUCACAUAAGGGUUCACACUGGAGAGAAACCUUUCACGUGUCAUCAGUGUGAAAAGAGAUUCACAUAUCAAAAGGACCUGAAACGUCAUAUGCAAUCUCAUUCUGGGAAGAAACUGCAGAGUUCUGAGUGUGAAAAGAGGUUAAAAAAAUUGAGCAAUUUUAAAAAUGAUCUGCACAUUCACUCUGGAGGAAGGCAAUUUAAAUGCGCUCUGUGUAAUAAGAACUUUCUUUUGCCAUCACACUUAAAGAUACACAUGAAAAGUCAUGCAUUUGUGAGACCCUAUUUUUGUUCUUUGUGUGGAAAGGGUUUUAAAUGGCUCGGCAGUUUGAAAUGGCACCAGAAGAUAUGCAUCUGUGCAAAAUUAAUUUUGAUUGUAUAGAGGCAUUGUUUACAAUUUUGAUUCACUUAAAUACCUCAGAAGCAAAAUACUAGAUGAACUCCCAUUUUGCUACAAAAUGCCACAAUGUAAAUUUUAAAAUUUUGAAUAAAAGGCGAGACACUUGAAAAUUUGUUG
Messenger RNA from Sinocyclocheilus anshuiensis, 1544 nucleotides. RefSeq names its product gastrula zinc finger protein XlCGF52.1-like. The record is from RefSeq and is a predicted model, not a curated record. The transcript has 3 exons. The coding region runs from base 144 to 1409 and encodes 421 amino acids. Gene Ontology annotation, molecular function: RNA polymerase II cis-regulatory region sequence-specific DNA binding; DNA-binding transcription factor activity. NCBI's taxonomy places the organism in Eukaryota, Metazoa, Chordata, Actinopteri, Cypriniformes, Cyprinidae. Gene Ontology annotation, biological process: regulation of transcription by RNA polymerase II.